Molecule: messenger RNA, 2577 nt
Organism: Rhodamnia argentea
Lineage: Eukaryota; Viridiplantae; Streptophyta; Magnoliopsida; Myrtales; Myrtaceae
Product: disease resistance protein RGA2-like
Exons: 1
Coding region: 1-2577 (858 amino acids)
Biological process (GO): defense response to other organism
Molecular function (GO): ADP binding
Source: RefSeq, a predicted model, not a curated record
AUGGCUGAAUCACUCGUUUUCAGCAUUGCACAGGGUGUGCUGGGGAAGAUAGCAUCUUCAGCGUUCCAAGAAGCCGUCGCAAUUUACAGCGUCAAAGAUGAGAUCCACGAGCUUGAAGAUACGAUGGCUGCCAUUACAGCAGUGUUGUUAGACGCUGAGGAGCAACAGGCGAAGAACCACGGUCUGCAACUGUGGCUACGUCGACUUCGAGAUGUGUUGUACGAUGCGGAGGAUGUGCUUGAUGAACUCGAGUGUGAAGCCUUACGGAAGCAGGUAAUCAAUCGGUACGGGGGCAUCAAAGAGAAGGUACGCCGCUUCUUUUCGCUCUCUAAUACACUGAUACUCCGUGCAAAAAUCAGUCAUAAGAGCAAGGAGAUUAGGGAGACAUUAUCAAAAAUUUUCAUCGAAAAGAAUCAGUUUGAUCUUAAUGUGCGGAGUGUCGAUAAUGGUGUGGCGCAUUUGCGAUCCCGAGAGAUGACUUACUCGUUCGUAAGCAAGUUGGAUGUGGUCGGAAGAGAAAGUGAUAAGGAAAAGAUAAUUGAGAUACUGAUGCAACCGGAUCAGAAAACCCUCUCGGUGAUUCCCAUCGUCGGAAUAGGAGGUAUGGGCAAGACGGCCCUAGCUAAAUUAGUUUAUAAUGAUGACAAUGUGAAAAAGCAAUUCGAGUCGCGACUAUGGGUGUGCGUACCUGAGGACUUUGAUUUAAAGAAAACUAUCGAAGCAAUCAUCAAAGAUGCAACUGGGCAAAGCUUGAGUAACCUUGACAUUCAGCAAUUGCAAACCUCUUUGCGAGACAUCAUCAAAGACAAGAAAUUUCUACUAGUCUUAGAUGACGUGUGGAGCGACGACCGCAGUAGAUGGGAAGAAUUGAAAGCUUUGCUAACCGAAGGAGCUAGUGGAAGUAAGAUAAUUGUGACAACGCGUAGUUCAAAAGUCGCUUUUAUAAUGGGUACCCAUCCGGUGCAUAAUCUAAAAGGUCUUUCUCAUGAAGACUCGAUGGCCUUGUUCCAAAAAUGGGCUUUCGACCAAAAGGAAAAACACCCACGUCCUGAUUUCCUUGAGAUGGGAAAUGACAUUGUCAAAAAAUGUCAAGGAGUUCCUCUCCUUGUCAAAACUUUGGGGAGUCUACUUUACACGAAGGAGGAAGUACGAUAUUGGGCCCAUAUAAGGGAUAGCGAGGUAUGGAAGUUAGUGGAAGAAAGAAAGGACCUUCUGCCGGUACUUAAGCUCAGCUAUGAUCAUUUACCGUCCCACUUAAAACGUUGUUUUGCCACAUUUGCACUUUUUCCCAGAGGGUUUGAAUUAGAUAGCAAUCGUUUAGAUGACUUAUGGAUGGCUUCAGGGCUCAUGAGUUCAACAGCGGAAAAAGAAGACAGUAGUGUUGAGUACGUCAAAGAGUUGUGGAAGAGAUCUUUGAUCCAAGACGUUGAGGAGUCCGAAUCAAUAUUAACUUUUAAAGUGCACGAUCUAGUCCAUUCUCUUGCAACGAUUGUGGCACGAAAUGAUUGCUCUAUUGUUAGCUUAGACACUGAAGAGAUUUCGGAAGGAGCUCGGUACAUUUCGUUCUCUAGCGAUUCUUUAGAGGGUAUCUCAAAUUUUGAUGGAGUCCCACCUUUUUUGAGAAAGCCAACUUCGAAGAGGCUCCGUGUAAUUAAAUUUCAGUUCGAUUGUCAAGAUGGAGUUAUUACUAGAGAAUUUGCUAGAACAUGCAUCUCCAAGUGUAACCAUUUACGGUACCUAAAUUUGAUGGGUGGUACUUUUGAGGAGCUGCCAAGUUCCAUAUGCAACUUCAAGCAAUUGAGGACUUUACUUCUCUCUGGGAACAAGCGAUUGAAGAAGCUUCCGGAUACCAUUUGCGAGUUGCAGAGUUUGCUACACUUAUAUCUCAAUCGUUGCUCAGAGCUAGGCGAAUUACCCAAAAAUAUGAAGAGGCUCGUCAGCCUUAGAAAGCUAUACGUAACAACAAAGCAGAAGAGUCUGCAAGAAAGUGGAAUACAAUACCUUAAAAGUCUACAGUUUUUGGGACUCAAAGGAUGCCAAAAUCUACAAGUUUUGUUUGAAGGCACUUGUCAAUUGACUUGCCUUCGACGGUUGGAAAUUCUAAAUUGUAGGGGACCAAUAUCUAUUCCUUUUGCGGAAUUAAUUGCCCUACAGAUCUUUGUGAUUGAUGAUUCAAACCUCAUGUUGACCGAGGAGAACAAGCCCAUCUUUCCUUCGAAUCUUCAUACGCUGGCAAUAUCAAAAUCCGAACAAGUGAUGGAGUUGCUGCAAUGUCUGGAUCAGUCCGCUUGUGAAUUGGAGGCCUUUUCUGUCUAUGAUUGCCCGAGCUUCACCGCUGUACCCGAAUGGCUGCCCAAUCAUACACAUCUCAGAUUAAUUCGCUUGAUCCGAUGUCCCAAAUUGCCAUAUAUGCCGCAAGGAAUCCAGUCCAUCACUGCCCUCAAAGAAUUACGGGUCGAAUCUUGUGGUGAAUUGAGCGAAAGAUGUCGACCAACGAUGGGCGUGGAUUGGCCAAAAAUCGCUCAUAUUCCUCGAAUCUGUCUUGAUCUUAUAUGGGUACAAUGGAUGGAGGAUUAG